AUGGAAUCUAAAAAUAAUUUGUAUGAUGAAUUUGGAAAUUAUAUAGGAGAAGACAUAGAUAGUGAAGGGGAUUACUCUGAUGGUGAUGGUGAAGAAGACGAGAUGAGGAAUGAUGGGGAGAGUCCCGAUGAUGAAGGAAGUGAUGAUGGAAGUGGUGAAGAAAGUGGUGAAGAAAGUGACGAAGAAAGUGAUGAAGAAAGUGAUGAAGAAAGUGACGAAGGAAGUGAUGAUAAGUACAGAAAAGUAAAGAAAAGUAGAAAAAAAAGUGGUAAUAACCACGUGGGGAGUAAGGGGGAAAGCAUAAGAGGAAGUGAUAAUGAGAGUGAAGAAGAAGGAAGUGUAAGCGAAAUAAAUAAACAACCUGAUGAAAAUUUGGAUGAACUUCAAAAAGCGUUUGAAGGAGUAGAAGUUUUUGUUGAACAGGAGGAUACACAAGAUAUCGAAGAGUCUACAAUUAAUAAGAUAAACACAAAUGUAGAACGUAUUAGUUUUAUUAAAAAAUUAGAUGUAGAAGCGAAUCGCAAAAACUUCGAUUUGGUAGAAACGAGUCUACCUAACAAUACCUUCAGUUUUAAAUAUAUGUCUGAAUUAAUGCACAAUACAGAAUUUAUAAAAAAUAUUUGCAUAGCGGGGCAUUUUCAUCACGGGAAAACGACCAUUAUAGAUAGAAUAAUAGAAUAUACACGUGAUAAAAAAGGAAAUAGAACAAAGAUAACAAGUAGUAGUAACACUAGUGGUGGUAAUGGCAGUAGUAGCACUGUAAGUUUUUUUCAUGUAAACGAUGAAAUGGAAGGUAUAGUAAUAAAAAAACAGAAUCUAAAAGGGAAUAAUAAUAAUAAUUGUAAUAGUAGUAGUACAUCUAUGGUGAACCCAUUUAACACGAAAAAAAUUGAUUAUUUAAUAAAUUACACAGAUACCAGACUUGAUGAACAAGCAAGAGGGUUAUCUAUGAAGGCAAUUCCAAUAUCACUGAUUUUGCAGAAUAAAAUUUAUGAGCAUAUUCCAAGUAAUAUUUUAUUAAAUAAGAAGAAAAAUAACUUGAAAUAUAAGUCUUAUAUAUUCAAUAUUAUGGACACUCCAGGACACGUAAACUUUUUUGAUGAAUUUCUUUGCGCUUUGAAUAUCUGCGAAUGUUGUUGUUUAGUGGUUGAUGUUAUAGAUGGGUGUAUGUAUGUGACAGAAAAUGUGAUAAAAGCAUGUAUAUAUGAAAAUGUUAAGAUGGUUUUAAUUUUAAAUUGUAUAGACAAGUUAAUCAUGGAUUUACGUUUGCCACCUAAUGAUGCUUAUCAUAAAAUUAAUUACACAAUAGAAGAAAUAAAUAAAAAAAUCGAAACAUUUUGUGACUUGUUAAAUAAAAGUCCAAAGGAAAAGAAAGGAUAUUUAUUAUCUCCUUUGAAAAACAAUGUCCUCUUUGCAUCUAGCAUAUAUGGAGUUUUUUUUACAUUAAAAUCUUUUAGUAAAAUUUAUUGUAAUUUAUACAGUGCAUAUAAUAUUGAUAUUGAUGAAUUUUCUCAAUAUCUUUGGGGAGAUGUAUAUUUUAAUGAGAAGGAUUUUUCCUUUGUUUCGUCUCCUACAUAUGGAAGUCAGAAAAGAUCAUUUGUUGAAUUUAUUUUGAAUCCAAUUUAUAAAAUUUUUGGAUAUGUAUGUUCAGAAGAAAAAGAAUUUUUGAUCCCAUUUUUGAAGAAUUUUAAUAUCACUUUAAAAAAAAAUGAUUACCUAUUUAAUAACAAAUAUUUAUUGAAAAAAAUUAACAGAAUGAUAUUUCAAGACACUACUGCAUUUGUAGAUGUCAUCUUGGACAAUUGCCCUUCCCCUUUGGAAAAUGCAAAGAACAAAACCAGGCAAAUAUAUUCAGGCUCAUUAAAAACGAAAUUAUGUUACGACAUGAUGAGAUGUGUCAAGGGGGACAAAACAGAUAAUUUAAUGAUUUAUAUAAUUAAAAAUUAUCACAGACCCGAAUGCUUGAUUCUAGAUCUAUUUGGUCGAGUCAUGUGUGGCACUAUCAGAAAAGGACAAACGGUUCGUAUAUUGGGAGAGGGAUAUAGUCCAAGUGAUGAUGAGGAUAUGAUAACACGUGUUGUGACACAUCUCUGGGUGUAUGAAGGAAGAUAUAGAGUGGAAGUGAAUGAGGUUCCUGCAGGAAACUUUGUGCUUGUUGGUGGUGUUGACAUAUGCAUCAACAAAACGUGCACCAUUACGAAUGUGAAGAGGAGGAAAAACGGACGAGAAAGGGGUGCAAAAAUGGGUGCAAAAAUGGGUGAAAAAAUGGGUGAAAAAAUGGGUGAAAAAAUGGGUGAAAAAAUGAAUGAAAAAAUGAGUGCACGAUUAAACAGGGGCACAAAUGGGGGAGAAUGCAAAGACACAUCUGCAUUUCUAAAUAAUCUGAAGGACGAAGAAAGGAUGAUUCUUCUGCAAGACGAAGAGGCAGAAGCGGAAAUAUUCUAUCCUCUACAUAGAAAAUUCAGAUACAUAAAUUGUGCUAAUUCAGUUUUUAAAGUGGCAUGUGAACCCAUUAAUCCAUCCGAAUUGCCUAAAAUGUUAGAUGGCUUGAGAAAAAUUGACAAAUCUUAUCCUCUUUCAAGCACAAAAGUAGAGGAAUCCGGGGAACACAUAAUACUAGGAACAGGAGAAUUAUACCUUGACUGUAUUUUACAUGAUUUAAGAAAAUUAUAUGGAGAUCUUGAAAUUAAAGUUUCAGAUCCUGUAGUUCAGUUUAAUGAAACUAUUAUUGAAACAUCGGCUCUUAACUGUUUUGCUGAAACUCCAAAUAAAAAAAAUAAAAUUUAUAUGAUAGCUGAACCAAUGCAGAAAGAACUUGCGGAGGAUAUUGUCCAAGGUUUGGUUCAUCUGAAUAAGGACGAUCAAAAUGUUAACUUAGAUGAGUAUUUACAUACAAUUGAUUGUUUAUUGCAAGAUCAGGGUAGGGAAAAUGGAGAAGUGAAAAGAGGUCUAGGGGGACGAGGUGGAGGAGCAGGAGGAGGACUAACAAAUAGGGAUAUCAGCCCAGACAUGGAAGGAGAAGGAAUUGAUGAUGAGACGGAGGAGGAACAUUCUGAGAAAGAUACCGAGAUGAUGAAGAGGAAAAGCACACUAAAUUAUGAUAUUGACAAGAACGUUAUCUCACUAUUGACGAAUAAACAUAACUGGGAUAUUUUAUCUAUAAGAUCUAUCUGGGCAUUUGGACCAGAAAAUAACAGUCCAAAUGUACUAGUUGAUGAUUCAUUAUAUAAAGAAACAAAUAAAGAGAAUCUGUAUUCUAUUAAGGAAAAUAUAAUUCAAGGUUUCUCUUGGGCCACUAAAGAAGGACCGUUAAUUGAAGAAUGUAUGAAAAAUGUCAAGGUGAAAAUUUUAAGAGGUGAUAUAGAUGAGGACCCAAUUAAUAGAGGAGCUGGACAAAUUAUUCCUACUACAAGAAGAGCUAUAUAUUCAUCUUUUUUAUUAGGUACUCCUCGAUUAUUAGAACCUAUUUUGUUUACUGAAAUUAUAUGUUCAGGUGAUUCUGUUUCCUCUGUGUACAAUGUAUUGUCAAGAAGAAGAGGACAUGUAUUGAAAGAUUUCCCUAAAGUAGGAACUCCUUUAUAUAUGGUUCAUGCAUACAUACCUGCAAUAGAAUCCUUCGGAUUUGAAACAGACUUAAGAACACACACAAGUGGUCAGGCGUUCUGCUUGAGUAUGUUUGAUCAUUGGCACAUUGUCCCAGGGGAUCCUUUAGACAAGUCAGUUAUACUCAGACCUCUGGAACCUGCCCCCAUUCAGCAUCUAGCGCGAGAGUUCUUGUUGAAAACAAGAAGAAGAAAGGGCUUAACAGAGGAUGUAACGAUAAAUAGAUUCUUUGACGAUCCAAUGCUCCUAAACAUAAAGGAUGAAUUUGCAGAAUACUUUUAA
Molecule: messenger RNA, 3885 nt
Organism: Plasmodium gonderi
Lineage: Eukaryota; Apicomplexa; Aconoidasida; Haemosporida; Plasmodiidae
Product: U5 small nuclear ribonuclear protein
Exons: 1
Coding region: 1-3885 (1294 amino acids)
Biological process (GO): mRNA splicing, via spliceosome
Cellular component (GO): U2-type catalytic step 2 spliceosome; U4/U6 x U5 tri-snRNP complex; cytosol
Molecular function (GO): translation elongation factor activity; GTPase activity; U5 snRNA binding
Source: RefSeq, a predicted model, not a curated record